Messenger RNA from Penaeus indicus, 2205 nucleotides. Its product is annotated as organic cation transporter protein-like. The coding region runs from base 133 to 2205 and encodes 690 amino acids. The record is from RefSeq and is a predicted model, not a curated record. Gene Ontology annotation, cellular component: membrane. Gene Ontology annotation, biological process: transmembrane transport. NCBI's taxonomy places the organism in Eukaryota, Metazoa, Arthropoda, Malacostraca, Decapoda, Penaeidae. The transcript is spliced from 18 exons. Gene Ontology annotation, molecular function: transmembrane transporter activity.
UCUGCUCACCUCAGCUUUGUUUACCUUCGUCUUGUCAAGGAGGAAGGAGGCCGCGACGCUGACUGAGUCAGGGUGAAUGACAUACAUUUCGUCAGGCUAUGAAAGAUUCAUGCAGAUGAGAUAGCAAGAAACAUGGCCAUGGAUAUGGAUGCCAUUUUUAAAGUGAUAGGGGAAUUCGGCCCCUAUCAGCGACGUGUGUACUUCCUACUGUGUCUUCCAUUCAUUUUUGUUGCUACAUCAAACCUGGCAUAUGUGUUUAUUGGAGCCACUCCAGAACAUUAUAGAUGCAUUGUGCCAGCAUGUGAUACAAAUCUUACAGAUCUCCACUAUAAUACCUCAUUCUUAGAAUUCACCAUUCCCCCCGACAAAACAUCAGGCUACUCCAAGUGUCAACGUUACAAACACAUUGAUGAAGUAGAAGGAUGCAUUCCUUCAGCCUUCAUGGAGAACACAACAGAGGACUGCCCAGAAGGGAAAGUGUUUGAGACUACUGUAUAUACUACAACAAUUGUAACAGAAUUUAACCUUACCUGUCAUGAUGCUUGGGAAGCAAAUAUGGCACAGACAAUAUACUUCAGUGGAGUUCUGGCUGGGGCAUUCAUCUUUGGUUUCAUUGCUGAUAGAAUCGGACGCAUGCUGACAAUCUUAAUUGGGCUCGUUUGCAUGGUGGUCUCCGGUGUAAUCACAGCCUUGGUCACCAGCUUAAGGGUGUUUAAUGUUAUGCGAUUCGUAAAUGCAAUGAUGGCAACUGCAGUCUUUCAGACGUCAUUUGUGCUAGGAAUGGAGUGCGUAGGAGCAAAUUAUCGCGUAAUGUGUGGUAUCAUUGGGGAGUACUUCUUUGCCCUGGGAGAGGUGCUCCUGGGGCUGGUGGCUCUCUGGAUUCGAGAUUGGAGAAUGAUCCAGCUUGUGAUAUCUGCCCCAGCCGCCUGUUUUAUAUUUUAUAAAUGGUUUAUUCCAGAAUCUCCCCGAUGGCUAUUAGUUCGAGGAAAAACAGAAAAGGCUUACUCUGUUUUGCAGAAAAUAGCAAAGGGGAAUGGCAAGGAUUUGCCACUUCAUUUAAUGCGGGAAAGCGAAGAAGAAAAUUCAGGAGAAGAAGAUGGGACUGCUAUUGAGAAGAUGAGAAAUAAGCCCACGCUGCUAGAUUUGUUUAAAACACCUCUUCUUUGUGUAAGAAUGUUCUCAAUGUUUUUCAUAUGGGUUGUGACUACUCUGGUUUAUUAUGGCAUCAGUUUGAAUGCUUCCAGUCUAAGCAGCAGUGACACCAGCUAUGGACCAUAUUUAAACUUCAUUUUAGUUGCCCUUGUGGAAGUUCCAGGUUACUCACUAGCAUGGCUAGGUAUGUGUAAAUGGGGAAGGCGAGGCUCCCUGGCAAGCUCCCUGAUUCUGGCUGGAAUUUUCUGUGCUGGCAGUGGCUUUGCUGAAGAGACAGGGAAAGUAAAUGUACUAAUUCCUGCCCUGCUUGGGAAGUGCUGCAUUACCUGUUCCUUUGGCAUUAUUUAUGUCUUUACCUCAGAAAUUUUCCCAACAAAUGUUCGCAGCACAGUUGUGGGCUUAUCUUCAACAGCUGCCCGUUUUGGGGCAAUGUUAGCUCCCUUCUCGUCAGAUUUAGCUGAGAUUUACAUUCCUUUACCAAUGAUAGUCUUUGGUGGCUUGUCCUUUAUCGCUGGCCUUCUGAACGUCGUAAUGCCAGAAACACUGAACACGGAUUUACCAGAUACUGUUCUUGAUGCUCUCAACCUAGGAAAAGUUGUACCCUUGCCUUUGGAGAUGUCUGAAAAGGUACCAAAUGUUCUCAAAAGUACUGUGGCCGUAUUUUUAGAGAUAUGGACAUUCUUGGGAGGGUGGCAGAUUGUGCUUCAGUGGAUGCUUGCAGUUUCUCACAGCUACCCUCAAACAUUACUCACUUUCACCUGGCUGACCUACAGUAGAACAGUGCUUGAGAAUCCACUGUUUGUGCUGUGUGGUGCAGUGAGCAUAUCCUCUCUCUCCACCCUCAAAUUAUCAAAAAUUUUGAGGCUAGAAUGUAAAGGAAGUACAAUACUGUUGCAUCCACUAGCACAUUCCAAAAUCUUUGGCCUCCUUUUUACCUCCUACUUUCCACUACAUACUCCGAUGGCUGAUGGAAGUAAUUACAUUUGUGAAGACAAUGUAGAUUGUAUUAAGAAUAAGUAUGAGGGGUACAAGGACCCUAAGUUGGACAUAUAG